AACUAAGCGGGUACCCUGGGUGAGAUCUUCUACACUGGUUUGAAUCCUGAACGAGACUUAUUCGAUAUGUAUGUAACGAUCUGAGGAAGUAAAUUGUAAGAUUAUAUCCGAAUAUUAAUUAUUAUUAUUAGGAAUGUUUAAAAAAGUAGGUUAUAGCGUAAUUUAUAGUAUUAUAAUAUUAUUUUAUUAAUAAUGUGAGGGUGUCAAAUAAAUAUUUUAUACUUUCAUUCUACAAUAGUUUCAUAUUUAAAAAUAUUAUAUAAACAAGUGUAUAUAUACAUAAUAAUACAAUACUUAAUAAGGUUUCAUUUUUAUACACUUCAUUAGUUUUUCAGUGUCACGAAAGGUUAAUGAGGACAAACAACUCUCCUCUCGCCCAGGUUGUACAUCUUAAAAAGUUAGCACUGCAACUUAUUCGAGUCUAAAUAGCAAUUAUUUUUGUGCUAAAUAGUGCUUAUUCGUAGCCACUUAUUCUUCAGGCAAGGGUCAAAAAUAUUUGAUGAUUGAUGGAACAGAUUUUAAUGCGUAACCGUCCUAUUGUGUAAAACCACAGAUAACAUAACAUUACAUAGUAAAACAUAAGGAAACAUGGGAUGCUUAUAAUUACGGAUAAGAUAAUAUGACAUACCCAUUAUUAAUAAUCUUUUACUUUACUGUAGUGUACUCGCCCAAAAUAUCAAAUUGUUUCUCUUAAUAUUUGACCGUACUACAGUAGGUACUUAAAUAUCUGUAACUAUAAUUAUAUUGAAUUACGAAAUAAUUAAUAUAAACCUUAAUAAAUAUGAGUAUUAAUUGGAUAUUUGCCUUUUUUAUUCUUAACUGAAUCCAUAAGCUUGGUAUAAUCAUGCACAUAAAAAAUAAACUGUGACAGGUGUGUGUGUUCAUGGCUAUGAAAAAACUAGUAUAUACCUAAGUUACACGUGAAAUUUCAGAGGCUUAUUUCUACGAAACUAUUGGAAAUGAAAUAAUACUUUAUCAUUACCAUAUCUUUACCAUUAUGAAAUAAUACUUUAGGGUUUGCAUACACUAAUGGGAAACUACUACUACACAGAGUCUCGUCCCGAAGUGAUUUUCCCACACCUUGUAAAUUAAAAUAGUUUAGGUAACCAUACAUAUAUACUAAAUUACAUUACUAAUAAAUAUUCAGUGUGAAUUACAAAUAAUGGAGGUUGACUUCCAGACACUGUUUACUUAGUUUACUGUCAGUGAGUGAAAUGACAAGACACACAUAGCUACGUAAGAUAUAAUUAUUCCAAAUGUAUUCAUUUAUAUUUAGCGAGCGUUAUGAACUUGUCACAUAUCUAUAUACUUAUGCAACUUAAUCGUCAAUUGGAUAAGACGAUUAUUUACUUAUAUUUAUACAGGAUUAUCCUAUUAUAUAAUGAAGAAUGUGCAAAAGAUAUUAACGAGUAAAAUAAAAAUAUAUCAUAAAAAUUCAGCUGUAAAUUUUCAUUAAAUUAUAGAUGAAAUAAGAACGGUUAUAGAUAUAAAAAGAAAUGUAAUAACAAAAAUAUUUUUUACUUCAAAUAUGCAUAGACGUAAUGAAAAGAAACUGCUCUUUGUAACUAUAAAAUAGUCUGUAGUCACAUUCAAUAUUACAAAUCUGAAAAUGUGUCUAUUUGUUACCUUUACGCAACUAAAUGGCUGAAUGAAUAUUAAUAAAACUACCAUGAAGAAAUAUUGUAUCACUAUUUAAGGUUGGGUAGCGACGGAAUGUCUUUUAAUGAAAGUAAUAAAUAAUACUUACCACAUUUUUUCUAGACUUAUAUUAAUCACAACCUUACAAAAGACAAAACUUAAAACUGAAAUUAUGAAAAUGUAUAAAAAACAUACGUCAAAAAUAGAAAAAAAAUGACGUGUUUUUUAUACAAUGAAAUCAUCAAAACGUGUAUCUCAAAACGAGGGUGGAUUUAGACUAGCUCUCUUAUUAACUGAUCUCAAAAAUGAAUAUUUAGUUGGGGUGAAAUAUGUCAAAUACAAAAGUUGGUAUUAAAAACAGUAAAGUCGCGGGUAACAGCCGUAGCAGUGCUUUGUAGUGUAUAUAGUACAAUAAGUAAACGUAUGUUUGCAAACAAAACACCAACUUUUGUAUCUGUGAAAUACCUAUAACAUUAUUAUUCGUUUAAGAUAUAUAUAAUUUUUUCAAAGUAUUACUACUUAUGUAAAGUUUGUUCAUUAUUUUAUGAUAUACAUAUAAAUGUUUAUGACUAUCCAAUAUGUUAUCAAAAAUGUCCAUGACGUCGUAGGUAACCUAACAAUGCAGUUGUAAUCAAUUUCCUUCAUUACUUAUUUAUUAUCGACUAAUCUACUUGCUUUGAUAAGGAGUAAAAGGAGUCAUAUUUUUAUGAAUGUAUUUUUUAAUAUUAGUGUCACUUUAUUUCUCGUUGGUCACACAUGAAGACACACAUUUUUGUGUCUGUCUCAAAGUGGAUAUAACUACAAAUAUCGUUAAGCGUAAUGUAGAUAAAAAUAUUGUGCACAUUUGGAAUGUGAAAGACACUACUACAAUAAGUUUCAGAAUACAGCUGUGAUUACAAUAGGUGUUUUUAUUUAAUUCUAAGACAUCGUGAUGGGUAUUGUGACGUCAAAACGAUCAAAAAAGCAGCCGGACAAUAUAUUUGGAAGGGCGCGAUGGAACGAGCAGAAGCGAGAUCACAGCGGAAAAGUGAAAGCAAAUCCGGGAAACAGAAGGUCGCGUGCAUUAGAACAACCCGUGAAACCAGCAGGAAUGGCACCGACGCCGCUGGUGGCGCCCGCCACGCCGCCGCCUGCUCACAUCCGCUCCUAUGACGACGAUGCCCUGGAUAAUAUGCGACGUCAGCUGCGUUUUGACACUAAUGCUUUUUUACUUAACAAUAUUCUACUCUCGGUGCAGUUCUUCGAUAAUUAUGAAAGGGAACUCCACCAUAUGCAGACGAACACGGUGGAUCAGGAGCAUGAUAUUAAUGAGGCUAUGGUUGCACAUCAUAAACACGUAUUCUUCGCGGACCGUUUACAAGAAUGCGUACAUGAAUUUGUACGUUAUCAUGGGAAAGAAGGUCUUAAUGAACCGCUGCUAUCUUACAGACUCUUCGUCAUUUAUGACAAUGUAGAGGCCUGUGAACCAGGUGACACAUCAGACUACAGUGCAGUUCUUGAUGCUCCAUUUUAUAAGUUAUGCAUACAAGACAGUAAAGAACCAGGAUUCGUCAAAUUGAAGAAGUUAGAGGUUUUAGAAAGUGCAAAUGCGAAAGAAACCGAUAAAAUUACACAAAGUAAAAUAGAUUCUGAUGACACUGUAUAUUCAGAUUCAGAACGAGAGUCUAAUGCAUCAGAUGAUUUUCCGUCCACAUUUAAAGGAGAAGAUUUAUUGGAUAGUAUAAAACUCAGAAUAAAGGAAAAUUCCACAGAGAAAAAUUUAAUAUAUAAUCAUAAUAAGAAAAUAAAUGAAAGUACGCAUACGGUAGAUAUAUCGAAUAGAAGAUCCAGUGGCCCUAUAAAAAAAAUUAGUGUGCAAGCGCAGAAGAGUAGUAUUUCUAAUAUUAGAAAUAUGCGUAAAGUAAAUUCUACAUUAGGAGAAAAUAUGGAUAAUAGAAAUCAAAGUCAACAUAAAGCAACCACAAAAGAAACAAUUCAUGAUAAUGAAUACCCCAAGAAAUCUAUAUUGAAAAAUAAUACUCGUAAUAAUACAAUAAGUGGCCCAUCAAGGGAUGAACAAACUAUGUUAUCUUAUAUCGACACUAAAGCUGAAGAUACUGAAACGUCUGGUUAUAGAUCUACUUCUAAUAGCAGUCGCCUUAAUUCAUUGAGUGAAACAGAAUCCGACUAUGGAUAUUCGACUAUUACUGAAUCAACCACCCCAAAGAGAAUUGAACUAAGUAUGCUAUCAAAUACUUCCUUAAUUUCUGGUACUUUGCCGGAAAAUUCUUGGAUUUCAAUAUAUACCCGAGCCGAUCAUUGGAAUCAAGAAGAAGAAGAAGAAGAAAAUAAUGAAGACAUAGAGCCUAAAGUUUCUGAACUUCAUUUGUAUGAGACUCAUUACUAUUUAAGUUCUAUGAGGUUUAUGAGAAAUUUUGUUGAUAUUUUUAUUACGGAUCUAGGUACCAGUUUAGGUUUAUCACAAGAGUCUAUUAAAAAUGCAUUAUCUCAAGGCGCAAGUAUUUAUUGUGACACAAUAUUAAAUGGAAAAGAAAAACGCUAUGAAGUAUAUCCAGCUCUUAUAGCAGCCUGGCCAAACGCUGCUAAUCAAUGGGUCAUUCGAGAAAGAAAAAUAAUUCAGAAUCCUAGAACCAAUUUCAGUUAUCAGUGGCCUACUAAACAAAUGGUUCAUAAAACUAUCGACUUUGGUUGUUUUCUUGUACCAAUUGGGUACAGACCUAAAAGAGGAUUAAAUUCUGAACAACAGUUGCAAUGGAAAGUAAUAUUUCCAGCAGCUGAACGUUUUUUAGAUAAAUGUUUAGCUCAUAGUCAUAUCAGAUGUUAUUUGUUUGCAUUGACUUUGUUUAAAACGUUUUUGGAAGGCGAAACAUCAAAAGUAGGGAUAGAUGCGAGUCACAUAAAGAAUCAUUUGUUCUGGCAAUGUGAAGACAAUUUUGCAAAAUGGCCAGAAGAUCGCCCUGGUGAAUCACUAAGAUUAUUUUUAGAAACAUUUUAUGUGCAUAUGUGUCAAAAAAGAUUGCCAAAUUAUUUCAUAAAUAAUUGCAAUGAAUUCAAAAGCAUUCCUAGACCAUUACUAAUGUCACUCCAAAGAACGUUAAAAAAUAUUUUAGAAAGCCCAGUACCACACGUUUUACAUGCGCUGGACAAAAUAAAAUAUGUCAAGAAAGAUUUUUACCCCAAAUUGAAUUGUCGUAGACUUUAUGCAAUUUUAACCUGUAAAAAUCUAAUGCGAGUUAUUAAUCCAGCAAUCGUCACUCCGGCUCCAGUACAAUCUAACGACAGUGAUAGUGACGAGAAGAAUGAGCAAAUUUUAACCGAAUAUGCUAAAGCACAGGAUCGGUCAUAUCGAUGGAAGAAAGAACAACUUAGACGAGUGGAAGAAAGUAAAAAAAAUGUAUCUCUGAAACAGAAGACUGCUGUCAAACAGAAAAAUGACAUAAAUCCAAAUGUCGUACUUCCGGCAAAAAUGGAAGCAGAACGCCGGCGUUUAGUACUUGAAUUUUUCAUACCUCAUUUUAUUGCUAUGUCAAGAUCAAGCGAAAAGUUUGAAGCAAUAGGUCAAGCCAUUAUAUACUUGGAACAAGCUCAAAGACUUUGCUUACUUUUAUUAGAGGAGCCUGGAGGUGACAUAGCGGCAAAUGAAUAUAUGGACGUAAUUCGUGACAAACUAGUAGACUGUCAACGUAAAUUAGCCAAUCAAGUAGGCUAUAAACUAACAAUGAGAAGAGAAAGCAAUGCUGAUCGCCCGCUGCCAAAGGCAAUCACGAAACGCAGGCCGAAAUUUGAUAAUAUUAAUGGCAAUAAUUCCCCUACUAACGCACCUACCAUUACACCGUUUACUUUUGUAGAAAUUCAUGCGGAUGAAGUAUCCUCUACUCAUGUAAAGCUUACGGAUACAGAAACAGAAGAAGAAUCAAGAUUAUGAGAAGAUAAAAAUAUAGGAACGCUAGAUAUACAUAG
Achroia grisella is the source of this 5598-nucleotide messenger RNA. RefSeq lists its product as uncharacterized. The record is from RefSeq and is a predicted model, not a curated record. The transcript is spliced from 4 exons. The coding region runs from base 2570 to 5563 and encodes 997 amino acids. NCBI's taxonomy places the organism in Eukaryota, Metazoa, Arthropoda, Insecta, Lepidoptera, Pyralidae.